UCGUGGACUGGGCAUAUGAUAUAACUUGCACUUUGCUUUGGUUUUUGAUAUUAUAAUAAAUUUAAGCAAUGUUAUAAUUUUUUUUUGUCAAAGCUUCAAUGAUUUCCGAUUUUAAAAAAGUGUCUCCGCACACAGUUAAAACAAUACUUUUAGUGCUGACAGCUUUGUUUUGUUUAAUUGGAUUACUAAAUGUAUUAGUUGUAAAAUUUCUAAUCGAGGAAGAGGCAGCCUUUAGAGAAGUCAGUCUUCUAUCCGACUGUUCGGUACUUUGCGAGGAUUUGUCGCUCAGUCCAUACGAAGAUUACGAUACAUUUAAUGUAAGAAAUAAACAAUUUCAGACCUCUUUUCACAACGAUAGAUACGUUUGCAGUACCAAGAAUUUUACCAAGAUCAUAAGUAAGAUUGUUGAACGAACAGGAAGGCUUAGAUUGUCCAAAGGUGAAGUGUCAAAGCCCUACUUGCAAUGUGGGAACGAAAAUCUCAGAGAAAAUUCGAACAGUCAGGUUGCUUCCUUUCGAAGAAUAGAUCAUCAUCUCAAAUUCAAAACAAACGAGAGAGAUCAAGUAAUAUAUUGGCAAAAGCAUGCAGUCAGCACCUUCAUAUCAGAAGAGCUACAUUACCAAAAUGGCGAAUUAAAAGUACCAGAAACACGUGUUUAUUUUGUUUACACGUCGGUUUUAAUAAACGGAAGUUGCGCAGACAAUCGGCGCGGCGAUGUUUGCAACUACUAUGUACGGAUUUGUGCCAGAGGCCGAUGGAGCGAGCGAAUUCUUCUUCAGAAAAUGGGAGUUUACAAUUCAACAGACGAGAGUUUCAUAACUUCUCUACAUAUCGGUACUCAUGUCUUACUCCAAAGACAUGACGCUGUUUUUGUAAGAAUAUCUGACGCAAGCCGAUUGAUUCCGGAAUCUGCCGGAAAUGUAUUUGGAAUUAUGCCAAUGCGAUAGCUGAACUUGAACUUUAUCAUUAACAAGUAAUAAGACAUAAUCAUCUAAAAUACAGCAUAAGAUAUUAUUUCAUUAAACAUGUUACUCGAGAGAAAUUAAAUUCAUUUACAAAAAGUUUCUUUUCUUAAUAAUAAUGUAACGAGAAUCAUUUAUAUUACGACUGUUAACAUGUAAAUAAAAAAAAUCUUUAUAAUGUUUGUGAUACUUUACCUUAAAAUAAGUAUUUUUAUCAUUCGGAAUGGUUCUAUUUCUGUGUGUGUGUGCGUGUGUGUGUGUGCGUGCGUGCGUGCGUUGAUGUGGGUGUGUGUUUGGCAAGUUAGACAAACAUGAUUGUGUCAAAUUCAUCUAUUGAUAUCUAAAUCUGUAUAACAAUAGAAUAUAUCUAGUAAAUCAAAGCACGUGUAAUUGACUUCUUUAAAGACUUUACACUAUCAUUUCAACAUAUCAUUGUGUUUGAAUGUCGUUUUGGAAAUAAACCAUAAUAAAUCUUUGACACAAACUUUGAAGAUAAAAA
Ruditapes philippinarum (Manila clam) is the source of this 1461-nucleotide messenger RNA. Its product is annotated as CD40 ligand-like. Gene Ontology annotation, molecular function: tumor necrosis factor receptor binding. Gene Ontology annotation, biological process: immune response. Bases 99 to 947 code for a protein of 282 amino acids. The transcript is spliced from 4 exons. Gene Ontology annotation, cellular component: membrane. NCBI's taxonomy places the organism in Eukaryota, Metazoa, Mollusca, Bivalvia, Venerida, Veneridae. The record is from RefSeq and is a predicted model, not a curated record.